Messenger RNA from Camellia sinensis, 2253 nucleotides. The record is from RefSeq and is a predicted model, not a curated record. Lineage: Eukaryota; Viridiplantae; Streptophyta; Magnoliopsida; Ericales; Theaceae.
AUGAAUCACGAUUACCCUGACACAUCAAAUUUGAGACAUGUACAACAACAAAAUCGUGAACGACGUCGUUUAUACCUACAACAGAGGAGGCAACGCUCAACUUCGGAACCAAAUGCUCAAACUGAACAACCGCAAAGAGAAUUCGAACAGUUACGCCUUCAAAGCUUAAGCACUGAACAACGCUCAGCAAGAUUGGAGCAACGUCGUCUUGCUCAGCGCAGGCGAAGAUUGUUUAUUCGCGAAGAAAGUGCGACCUCUAAUGUGCAACAAAGAGAAAUUCAAAGGGAAAGUUGGCGUAAUUAUGCUAGACAAAGGAGGGCUGCUUUGACUAUUGAACAACACGAACAACAACUUGCAAGGCGACAAACAAAUUAUCGACAAAGAAGGCAAAUAUCUGAAAAUCUCGAACAAACUACUCAUCCAAAUCAAGUACAUAAUAUGACCAAUGCACAAACAAGGAGAAAAAUGAAUCAUGAUUACCCUGACACAUCAAAUUUGAGACAUGUACAACAACAAAAUCGUGAACGACGUCGUUUAUACCUACAACAGAGGAGGCAACGCUCAGCUUCGGAACCAAAUGCUCAAACUGAACAACCGCAAAGAGAAUUCGAACAGUUACGCCUUCAAAGCUUAAGCACUGAACAACGCUCAGCAAGAUUGGAGCAACGUCGUCUUGCUCAGCGCAGGCGAAGAUUGUUUAUUCGCGAAGAAAGUGCGACCUCUAAUGUGCAACAAAGAGAAAUUCAAAGGGAAAGUUGGCGUAAUUAUGCUAGACAAAAGAGGGCUGCUUUGACUAUUGAACAACGCGAACAACAACUUGCAAGGCGACAAACAAAUUAUCGACAAAGAAGGCAAAUAUCUGAAAAUCUCGAACAAACUUCUCAUCCAAAUCAAGAUGCUUUGAGUGAUGAAGAUAUUCCAGAUAAUCGAUCAUUUAUCCAUAGGAGAUAUCAUAAUUGUGCAAGAAAUUUUCAUGAAAGUGAAAGGUUCCCAAGAAUGCGGUUCCCUGCUCCAACUACAUGUAGACAUUGCAACGCAAGAUUGUUCCACCGUGAAACAUCUACCAUGUGUUGUAAUAAUGGAACAAUUAUUUUGCCACCAGUAACAGCUCCAAAUGAGAUUAUUGAUAUUUUCUCUGACCAAACAGUGGAAGGUCGUCAUUUCAGACAAAAUAUUCGAGCCUACAAUCAUGUUUUCUCAUUCACUUCAAUGGAUGUUCAUGUUGAUGAAAACUUAGCAACAAGAACUCAAGGUGUGUACACGUUUCGUGCACAAGGAGCCAUAUAUCAUAAGAUUGGGAGUCUCUUACCAAAUUCUAGCGACAGACCGAGAUAUUUGCAACUGUAUGUUUAUGACACUGACUACGAGAAUGAGAAUCGAAUGUUCAAAAAUGAAGAAUUGCACUUGGAUUUGCUUGACAAGAUAAAGAAUAUUUUAAAUACUCAUAAUCCAUUUGUACACACAUUUCGCCAAUUGGCUCAGCGUCCAUACAUACAUGAAUGCAGACUUCAAAUCAAAGAGAAACCACGUAAUAGGCCCCAAUACAACCUUCUUACUGCUCCUGAAGUUGCUGCAGUUUUAGUUGGUGGCAAAGAAGCUGGAAAUUUAAAACCAAGAGAUAUCAUUGUCCAAUCAACCAGUGGUCACCUCCUAAAUAUUUCUAAUAUUGUCGGAUACUAUGAUCCAUUACACUAUCCUCUGUUGUCACCCUACGGUUUAUAUGGAUGGGAUGCAAAUACCAGAAGUAAUGAUGGCAGAAAAGUAACAUGUUGUGAUUUAUAUUCUUAUAUGCUACAGAUUCGCCCUGGUGAUCAAUCUCUUUUUCUUCGAGGAGGUCGUCUCUUACAGCAGUAUGUUGUAGAUAAUUACGUGAAGAUUGAGUCCAACAAAUUAAGAUGGAUACGUACUCAUCAGAAUCACAUUCGAGCAGAUUUUUAUCAAGGUCUUCUAGAUGCAAUACAUGCUGGUGAAAAUUAUGGAGGUAAUGUUGGUCGUAGAACAAUAUUGCCAUCGUCAUUUGUUGGUAGCCCACGAGACAUGUAUCAGCGAUAUCAAGAUGCAAUGGCUCUGGUCCAAAAGUAUGGAAAACCUGAUCUUUUCCUUACAAUGACCUGCAAUCCAAAUUGGCCUGAAAUUAAAGCUGAGUUGCUACCUGGACAGUCACCACAUGAUCGUCCUGAUUUGCUAACAAGAAUAUUUAAUUUUAUUUUUCUACUGUUUUUACUGAUUUACAAUUUCUCCAAUGAAAAGUAG